Messenger RNA from Paramecium pentaurelia, 707 nucleotides. Lineage: Eukaryota; Ciliophora; Oligohymenophorea; Peniculida; Parameciidae. The record is from the annotation of a GenBank genome assembly.
AAUGGAGAAAUAAAAAAGAAAGAAACAUGGAGCACACAAUGAAUCCAAGAGUUUAUGGAAUUAUACAUUAUCUCCAGGUUGGUCUUAGGAAGAAGUCAAAAUACUUAAACUUGCAUUACAGAAAUUUGGUAUUGGUAAAUGGAGAAGCAUCAUAUAAUCAGAAUGUUUACCAGAUAAAUCAAUUGGAUAGAUUUAUAUAUAAACUUAGAGAAUGCUUGGAUAAUAAUCAUUGGGAGAUUUUAUGGGUAUUCAAUUAUAUAUAAUCAUAAUAUAGGAUUGUAGAUUGAUUUAGAAAAGGUUUGGAUAGAUAAUAAUUAAAAAAAAGGAGUAAUGAGAAAGAAUGGAUGUGUAAUUAAUACAGGCGAUAAUCCAAAUAAAGAAGAAAGGAAGCAAAGAAUUGAAGAAAAUAGAUAAAAGUACUCCAUAACUUAAGAGGAAGUAAGAUUAUAUAAAUAUUAUUUGAGAUUAAUAAAAUUAAAUUACCACGUUUCAAGAAUGAUUGUGUUGCUAAAUAUUUUACAAUUUAAGAAAUUGAAAAUGAUUAAUUUACAACUAUAGAAAAAUUAUAACAUUUUGUGAAUUUGGAAGUAGAAAUUGAUAAAAAAGUCAAGAAAAUUUAAUUUAUGAAAUCCCAUACUAAUGGAAAUAGCAAUUUAAAUGGUAAUGGCAAUCAUAUUCAAAAUAAUCACUUAGAUGAAUAAAAAUGA